Molecule: messenger RNA, 1976 nt
Organism: Ricinus communis (castor bean)
Lineage: Eukaryota; Viridiplantae; Streptophyta; Magnoliopsida; Malpighiales; Euphorbiaceae
Product: berberine bridge enzyme-like 13
Exons: 1
Coding region: 52-1698 (548 amino acids)
Molecular function (GO): oxidoreductase activity; FAD binding
Source: RefSeq, a predicted model, not a curated record
UAUCUUCAACACAAGCAUUAGUUUCAUUGGGAAGAAAGAAAAGAAAAGAAAAUGCUUCCUUCAAUCUCUGCUUCCAGUAUUCUUUCAUUGCUUUUCCUUCUUCUUCUGUCACCUUCUUUCACAUAUUCAUUUCGAAUCUUUGAUAGCUUUAUCCAAUGUCUGAAAGUCAAUUCUGAAAUUUUAAUUCCUUUCUCAACUUCCUUGUACACUCCUGACAAUUCUUCGUUCUCUUCAGUUUUACAGUCUUCAGCUCAGAAUCUUCGCUACUUGUUACCUUCAGUGCCAAAGCCUGAAUUCAUCUUCACACCUUUGCAUGAAACCCAUGUCCAGGCUGCCGUGAUCUGCUCGAAACAGCUUGGAAUUCACCUUAGAGUUCGCAGCGGUGGCCAUGACUAUGAGGGUCUUUCUUAUGCUUCUGAAAUUGAAUCGCCCUUCAUCGUUGUAGACCUUUCAAAGCUUCGUUAUGUCUCUGUUGAUAUUGAUGAUAACAGCGCUUGGGUUCAGGCCGGUGCUACUGUUGGUGAAGCUUAUUACAGAAUUUCUGAGAAAAGCAGAACUCAUGGCUUUCCUGCUGGUCUCUGUACCAGUCUAGGCAUUGGUGGUCAUAUCACUGGUGGUGCUUAUGGUUCAAUGAUGAGGAAGUACGGUCUUGGUGCUGACAAUGUUAUUGAUGCUCGUAUAAUUGAUGCUAAUGGUAAAGUUCUGGAUCGACAAGCCAUGGGAGAAGAUCUAUUUUGGGCAAUUAGAGGUGGCGGUGGUGCUAGUUUUGGAAUCAUUCUUGCUUGGAAACUAAAGUUGGUUCCUGUACCAGCAACUGUUACAGUUUUUACAGUUACUAAAACUUUAGAACAAGAUGCCACUAAGAUCCUUUACCGGUGGCAGCAAGUUGCAGAUAAACUCGAUGAAGAUCUCUUCAUCAGAGUCAUCAUAUCAACUGCUACUAUCGCUAAGAGUGCUUCAAGGACUGUGUCAAAUUCUUUCCAGGGUCAGUUUCUUGGCGAUGCUAACAGACUACUACAUGUAAUGGAAACGAGUUUUCCUGAAUUGGGUCUGACAAGGAAAGAUUGCAUCGAAACAAGUUGGAUCAAAUCUGUGCUAUACAUUGCUGGGUACCCAAGUACUACACCUCCCGAAGUUUUACUUCAGGGCAAGUCUCUAUUCAAGAAUUACUUCAAAGCCAAAUCAGAUUUUGUCAAAGAACCAAUACCCGAAACAGGACUCCAAGGACUUUGGGAAAGGUUAUUGCAAGAAGAAAGUCCAUUGAUGAUAUGGAAUCCAUAUGGUGGAAUGAUGGGCAAGAUUUCAGAGUCUGCAAUUCCAUUCCCCCAUAGAAAGGGUGUCCUAUUCAAGAUUCAGUAUUUGACUAGUUGGCAAGAUGGAGAAAAGAAUGCAGCAAAACAUAUGGAUUGGAUUAGGAAGCUAUACAACUACAUGGCACCUUAUGUUUCAAUGUUUCCAAGAACUGCAUAUGUGAAUUACAGGGAUCUUGAUCUGGGUAUGAACAAAAACAGCAGCACUAGCUUCAUACAAGCUAGUGCUUGGGGAAGCAAGUACUUCAAAGACAACUUUAACAGAUUGGUGCAAGUGAAAACUAAAGUUGAUCCUGAUAACUUCUUCAGGCAUGAACAGAGCAUCCCACCUCUCCCUGCUUCUCUGAGAAGAAAAAGAAGGGGAGGAAGAGGAGGAAUUAAAGUAUAGAGAUGGUUGUUUGUUGCCUGGUUUGGCUUCUCUUUAUUACCAGUUUACUCAAUUUAGCUGGCUGAGUAAAAGAGGAAUAAUGAUUUUAACAGGAUGAUGUAAAAUAAUGGGUAUGGUCUUAAGAAUUGUUGCAGUAUUGAUGUAUAAGGGUUUUGUUUUGUUGGGAAAAAGAAGAAAGAAAUAUCUGCAUAUUUCAUUAUCUAUUUUGUUGAUUAAAUUGCUAAUGUAAUGAUAUUCUAUUCUAAAUUAGGGCUCUGGAUUUAUGUGUUUUCUCUGCA